Closterium sp. Naga37s-1 is the source of this 612-nucleotide messenger RNA. The record is from the annotation of a GenBank genome assembly. Lineage: Eukaryota; Viridiplantae; Streptophyta; Zygnematophyceae; Desmidiales; Closteriaceae.
AUGGCGCGAAACGCGGUAACCCCGUGGGCGGUUUUCGCCAGCGGCAUCGCAGCGCUCCUCGUCACGUCUCUUCUGAGCAGCAGCGCGCUCCUGAAGGCGCAGGCGCAGGGAGGGGGGCAGGUGGACUGGGAGGCGCAGACGGAGUCGCUCCUCCAGCAGGUGUCGCAGCAGACAUAUCUCUCCGCGUUCUCCGAGAUCUUCACCGACUUCUACCAAUCAGGCCAGCUGUACAUCGACCAGCCGGCCACUCUGCUCGUCCCCACAAAUGUGGGGCACUGGCGCUACCAGAUGCAGUGGAACACGCUCACGCCCAAGCAGAAGCGCCGCGUGCUGCGAUACCACGUGAUUAAGGGCCGCUACACCACGCAGGAGCUCCUCGACGCCCCGCCGCUCACGCUCUUCCCCACUCUGAACCAGAACCUGCCGGUGAACAAGACGGCCAAGCCCAACGAGGUGUAUUUCCAGUCCAUUCCCCCCAUGAAGUUCGCCUCGCCCCUCAGCGUGCCCAACGCCGGGCUUACGGAGAACCUGGCUGCGCAUGGCGUGACAUUUGUCAUCCUGCCGCCUAACCUCAACUGCACUUCCUCUGCUUGCAAGAAAAGGCAAUUCUAA